AUGCCGCAUGGUCGGUUCGUCGACAAGGUCUUGGAAGAGGGCAGCUCGGCGACUUGCAGUUUUUCGAAGUUGCACCUCCUCUUGUGGGGCAUGACCGGAAUGUUCCAUCUACACGCAGAUCACAAGCAUCUCCCCGUGCGCAUCUUUCGCGCAGCCGAAGCGAGAAUGCUGGACAGCGCACUCGACUUUCAGGGCUUCACGCUCUGGAUAAGUGCUUACACGCGCUCUUCGUCCCGCGCGGUGGACAUGGUGCUUAGUAUCAUGGACCUCUUCGGCGUAAACCUGGACGUGGGACAAUUUGGACAAGAUGACCGGACCAAAGCGACGAUUGCGAUGCUCCGAGCACUAAUGGCAGAUCCCCGCGCGACGGCAACCUGGCUCUACGUUGCACCCCGUAUGACACCGUCCAAGGAGCUCUCUACGUUGCCGCAAAUGCCAGAAACAAGCGAGAGCGGACGCGCGUACAUUCAUACGACAAAGGGACGGGUUCUUGCGUUUGAGGCUAUCGGGCGAGGUGCAAACAUCUGGCGCACCGACGGCGCACCGAGAGGGGAGAUGACGAACUCUGGCUAUUUCAUUUUUUGGGGCAAGGCCGCUCUAUUGGUCUACGAAGACAAGGACGAGCGACGAUCUCCUCUGCUGCCGAAAGGGUACGAUGAUCGCGAAACAUGGGCGAUUGUCGUCGGUCGAUUCGAAAACCUGAACCGUAAUCCGGUUACGUGGAAGAUACAAGGAUACAAUUCUGCUACGUCUGCUAAACCAGAAGGGCUGUACGAGCUGACCCUCAUGCUCGUAGAGAGGCACGGAUAUGGGCUGUACCACCGCGUGGGAAUGGAGAGGGAGAUCGACGAAAGGAAGGUUGCGGG
Phanerochaete carnosa HHB-10118-sp is the source of this 866-nucleotide messenger RNA. RefSeq lists its product as uncharacterized. The transcript has a single exon. The record is from RefSeq and is a predicted model, not a curated record. Lineage: Eukaryota; Fungi; Basidiomycota; Agaricomycetes; Polyporales; Phanerochaetaceae. The annotation marks the transcript as partial.